AGCCGUUAGCUUGGUGUUAAAUCCGGUUCCUGGACGGACUCAGAUCAAGUGCACUGAGCUCCGGACCUGCCGGUUCCGAGUCCUCUCGAUCCCUUGCAUCCUCCCACGGGCGGAGGGUCUGUUUGGAGAUUAACACACAAUAGUUAUGGGACCUCAGUGGACUUGGGCGCGCUGCCAGGACAACAAAUCCCCUGGUCCAGAUGAGGAGAGGGAGAAGCGCUGGGCUGAGCUGUUUGAUGAGUUGGACAUCAACAAAGAUGGGCGCAUCGACAUCCUUGAACUGCGGCUAGGGCUGGCAGGCCAAGGACUUUCCAGAAGUUCCCUGGAGAGGCUCGUGAAGGCUGGAGACACAAACAAAGACGGCGUACUGGACUUUGAAGAGUUCACGCAGUAUCUUCGCACACAUGAAAAACAGCUCAAAAUUAUGUUUACUAGCCUGGACAUGAACAAAGACGGUAAGAUAGAUGCCGCCGAGAUUCAGCACUGUCUACGCUCCAUCGGGGUGAACAUUAGUCUUGAGGAUGCAACCAGGAUUUUGCAAAGAAUGGACAGAGAUGGCACUAUGACCAUUGACUGGAAUGAGUGGCGAGACUACUUCCUGUUUAACCCUCUCAAUAACAUGGAGGACGUGGCACGCUACUGGAAACGUUCAAUGAUGUUGGACAUAGGUGAGCAGCUUACAGUCCCAGAUGAAUUUUCUGAAGAGGAGAAGAAGUCUGGCUAUGUGUGGCGGCAGCUGAUGGCUGGAGCCAUGGCUGGGUCUGUAUCUCGGACUGGGACUGCCCCCUUGGACCGCCUCAAAGUCUUCCGACAGGUUCACGGUUCAACUGAUUUUAAAGGGUGUGCUCGGAGCAGUUUUCAGUACAUGGUCAAAGAAGGAGGGCUGCAGUCACUGUGGAGGGGCAAUGGAAUGAAUGUUCUUAAAAUUGCCCCAGAAACUGCGAUCAAGUUCACAGCUUAUGAACAGAUCAAGAAUGUCAUGCGUGGCAAUAAUGAAAGAAGAAAUUUGAGGGUUCAUGAGAGGUUUGUCGCUGGCUCUUUGGCUGGAGCUACCGCUCAAACAGCCAUCUACCCAAUGGAGGUGCUGAAGACUCGUCUCACACUAAGAAAAUCAGGCCAAUACUCAGGGAUAGCAGACUGCGCCAAACAGAUCCUACAGAGAGAGGGCAUCACGGCCUUCUACAAGGGAUAUUUACCCAACUUGCUGAGUAUUGUCCCUUACGCUGGCAUCGACCUGGCUGUCUAUGAGACUCUGAAAUUUGCCUGGCUGAACAGGAACAGAGGUUUAGCUGACCCGGGGGUCAUGGUGCUGGUUGGCUGCGGUGCCGUUUCCAGCACCUGUGGUCAGCUGGCAAGUUACCCGUUGGCACUGAUCCGCACGCGAAUGCAGGCACAAGUUUCAGCAAAGGGGGGCCCCAAACCCUCCAUGUUGGCCUUGCUCUGCAACAUUGUGACCCAGGAGGGUGUAGCCGGACUCUAUCGAGGAAUUUCCCCCAACCUGCUGAAAGUCAUCCCAGCUGUCAGCGUGUCCUACGUCGUCUAUGAAUACACGAGGAUAGUCCUAGGAGUGGACGUUGAGGGUAGGAGGAGUGGGAAGGAGAAGAGAUAGAUAAAGGUUCAGUUGUUUGGGGUGGCUUUCAGUUACAAGCAUGUACAAUCUGUUGGCAAUGCAUGAGGAUGGAAAAUAAGCCAUGAAAGGAAAAGAGAAAAACAACACACCAACAGUCUUGGAGGACCUCACCUGGACUGUCCACUUCUGUGAGGAGUUUCACAUGUGAUACACAGUAUUUCACUACAAUGCAUGGCAGCAGUUGUGUGAAAGCUAAUCAACUAGCCACCUGCUACUGCAUUGACUUGGGCAGAUGAAGACUUGCAUGAACUUGCCUGAGAAGGAACAAAAACAAACUUGGAAGCUCCGUUACAUUCCUACAGCAUUAUUUUUUUCUCCUAGGUGGUGUAUAGAGAAGAUAAAGGAUCAAUAGGAGGACUGAUCCAAUAUCCCAUUCUGUAAGUGAGGGGAACCUGAAGUUGUUGCACAGCAGUGGAAUUACAGGAUUAGAACUUUAAACCAAUAUUACAAAUUACUAAAAUACAAAAGUAACUAUAAAACAACAGAUAAUCACCCAACGUAACUCUUGAACGAUAACAGGAACAGCUGAAGGUGCAGAGAUGCUGUCUGUCCUCUCUUUCCUGGAAGGAUUAGUUCUGAGUGAAGCACACCAAAGGACUUGAUAUUUUACAGGAGUGAAACUACCAAAGCCAUAUCAAGAAGCAUAGAGGACCCAUGAUAACCUGUAAGCGUUGAUAUGCAGAGAUGUGUAUUUGUGUCUGUUUUAUUAUGUUUGAAACACACUACAGGGUCCAGUGCUUCAUAAUACUUUCAUAAACUGUAUGCGUAUGUUAACACUCUGGGUAAAGUUAACUUUGAAACAAUAAGAAAUGAGAUUUAAUGCCUGUAAAUAUUUCAGAUGUGUCAGUAUUUAUUAUAGAGUAUGCAAAUAAAUACAGGCAUAGUGCUGCUUUUUAUUAAAUAAA
Scatophagus argus is the source of this 2535-nucleotide messenger RNA. RefSeq names its product solute carrier family 25 member 23a (gene slc25a23a). Bases 146 to 1609 code for a protein of 487 amino acids. NCBI's taxonomy places the organism in Eukaryota, Metazoa, Chordata, Actinopteri, Scatophagidae. Gene Ontology annotation, biological process: transmembrane transport. The transcript has 11 exons. The record is from RefSeq and is a predicted model, not a curated record. Gene Ontology annotation, molecular function: calcium ion binding; ATP transmembrane transporter activity.